AAUGAUUAACAAUAUGGCGACCCAAUUGACAUUUGUUGCCCAUUAAGAAAAUCCUAAAAUAUUAGAAAGUGCGACUUGAUAUAUUUUGUAUAAUUUUAUAUAUUUUUUCUGCAAAUUCCAUCAUAGUUUUCAACUAAGAAAAAUGAGCCAAAAAACAAACCUGGAAGGGGUCGCCCGAAGAAAGGUGCGCAGGAAGCCAACAAGCAACCUCCAAAAAUUAUAUACAAGAUAAUGGAAGCAAUAAACAAUAAUCCGGGUCAGCCAAUUCUGUAUGCUUCCACAACUAAGGGCACCAUGAAACUUGUUGUAGAUGGUCAUCAUUUCCGCUAUUCAUUCCGCAAAGGAAAGUACACUAUAUUCCAGUGUUGUUAUAAGGAGAACAGAGAAGAGUGUAAUGUCCGUGUUGUGACUGAUCAGAAGUUGGUAUAUCCCCUAGAUGGCGAGCAUGUCCAUUUCAUUCAGGCCACCGACAAAAGUGUGACAUCUUUGAAAUUUUCUCCCGGCACUGAUAUAGAUUUGGAAGUUGCUAAUGAGCCUGAACCAACAGUUGUUGAUGAGGCGGAGCAACAAAUUUCCAGUGAAGCCCAAGAGGUAUUAGAUGAGGUUACUCCAACUACUGUGGAAAAUGUUGUAACUCAGCCGAAAGAAAUAAAUGUGAAGUUAGAAAAAGGCGUGUCUCAAGAGCAAAUGGAGUUUACCAACGACGUUCCAGCAACAGCAGCUGCCGAAGAUCCCAACGAAUUCAGGGAGAAAAUUAAAAAACGUUUGCAAAGGGCUUUGCUUGGCAAGAAGAAAUAAUUUUGUAUCAAUUUAUUCACCUAAUUUACAUAUUUAAGUAAAUAUCCAUAUAUAUUUUAUAUGCAUACAUAUUAUUUUAACUGAGAACAAUGGACAAUAAACAAAUACAUAAAUA
This is a messenger RNA of Musca domestica (house fly), 913 nucleotides long. RefSeq names its product modifier of mdg4. The coding region runs from base 232 to 798 and encodes 188 amino acids. NCBI's taxonomy places the organism in Eukaryota, Metazoa, Arthropoda, Insecta, Diptera, Muscidae. The transcript has 2 exons. The record is from RefSeq and is a predicted model, not a curated record.